AAGUCUCGUUUGCGUGAGAGUUUAGUCCGUGAUUUGUUGUGUGAAGCUUAAUAAUGGAUGCAACUGCGCCGCCAACAGUUGACGGAGUUGAAGACGACGAUGCCUGGUUGUAUGGAGAUUCUGAAAGUAAAGAAAAUUCAGAACCUCCUCCAACUAGUGAUGGCAGAAACGAUGCUGAUGAAAGCGUAAAAUCUGAAGGCUCAGUAAAAGAAAGUAGUCCUCCAUCGGCAACUAAUGGAUCUAGUCAGGCCAAACCUAAAGACCCUGAUGAUAAGGAAGCGGGAGAAUUGAGCGGAGAAGAAGAUCUUGGUGACCGGAAAGAAGAUGACGAUUCCGAUGAUGAUGAUUUGGUCCAGGUUACGAUUGGUGACAUCAAGUCAGGACCAUCAGUCUAUGAGACACCAAGAAUUUUCAAACAGGGCACUGGUUAUAACAAAUCUUCCUCAGGAACAAGUGGCUUAAACAAACCUCAAGGAAAAGGAAUUGAUUUGGAAGCUGUUGGCACAAAUAAUGGUGUUCCUACAUAUGACUUUGAUUUUGAUAGCCUUCAAGCAGAAGAUAAACCUUGGAGGAAGCCUGGUGCUGACAUAACUGACUAUUUCAAUUACGGUUUCAAUGAAGACACUUGGCAACAGUACUGUGAGAAACAGCGGCGAUUACGUAUGGAGAAUCAAACCAACAAAAUAAUGGUUCACCAUGCUGGUGCUCCAACACCUGUUGUUAACUCCCGAAGUACACCUGAAGAAAAACCAGCUGUAUUAAACAAUGCUGGCAAUACUCCUGUAAGUUUACUGGGUAAGCGAGCUGCACCUCCUCCUAACAGAAAAAUGUCUGGUACAAUAGACGUGAUUGGAACUACAGCUAGAGACUCAAGAAGACCAGCUCAGUCAGCUAAUAAUAGUGAACCCAUACCAACCACAGAUUCCAAUGAUUACCGCAAGCCAUAUUCUGGAGUUGCACCUUCUGGUAUUCAACCGCAUCAUCCCCAUUUGGCACAAAUUCCUGAAUAUGGACUACCUCCACCUGGCAUGCCACCCCCUGGUAUGCCACCUCCAGGUAUGCCUCCACCUCCAGGAGUUGCAAUGAUCCCCCCAGCUUUCCCAGUACCCCCACCUACAACUGAUGGCUAUGAUUCUUAUUAUCAGCCACAGAACCAACCAUCUGAUCGCAAUUCUAGCUAUGAGGAACGACAAUCCUACAACUACGAUAACAACCAUCCAUAUUCCAAUACAUAUUCAAACCCACCUCCACACUGGGAGAACAGGCAUCCCACAAGUCAGUCCACUCACAGAAGCAACAACUUUGAGAGGUGGGACUAUAACAGAGACCGUAGCCCUCAACGAGAAUCUGAUUACAACAGGAGUGGGUACCGCCGUGACCGUGAAAGAGAACGGGAUCGUGAGAGAGACAGGUCUUGGUCAAGAGAUCGUGAACGCACUCGAGAACACAGACAUAGAGACAGAGAAGACAGGCACCGUUCACGCAGGAAACAUCGGGAUGAAGAAGAGACAAAUGAACAUCACCGUUCUAAACACAAGAAAGCAAAGAAGUCAAAACGAGAAAAAGAAGAGGAGGGUAAUGAUAGCUCAGGCUUAGCUGUAGGAGGAAAUGUCCCUCCUGAAGAUGUUCCUUGAGGACCAAAAGGUGUAUGUCAACCGUUUCUUUCCAAAAGUUAUUUCCUAAAAAAUAAAAAAAAUUUAAAGAAAAAAAAAAAACAUCAACCAUGAUGUUAUAUCACUUGUUUUUGUAAUAAAAAAAUUAUUUCAAA
Molecule: messenger RNA, 1768 nt
Organism: Octopus bimaculoides (California two-spot octopus)
Lineage: Eukaryota; Metazoa; Mollusca; Cephalopoda; Octopoda; Octopodidae
Cellular component (GO): mRNA cleavage and polyadenylation specificity factor complex
Source: RefSeq, a predicted model, not a curated record